Diversispora eburnea is the source of this 891-nucleotide messenger RNA. The record is from the annotation of a GenBank genome assembly. Lineage: Eukaryota; Fungi; Glomeromycota; Glomeromycetes; Diversisporales; Diversisporaceae.
AUGGUGGAUCCGGAGUAUCCGAAUAAAAACCCAGAUGUGUUUCAACAGGUAGUUUUCCGACUAUGCAUUGAAAAUCAUAUUAUGCGAAGCUCUUCAUGUCCAAUUUGUAAUAAAGAUAUCAAAAUUAAUAGAGAAGAAUUUGCACAUGCUAAAAGUCAUUAUAAAGAAAAGACUUCUCAACAAUCUAAUGUAACUAUAGAUGACGAUGAAGGCGAAUUGGAACAUAUGCUAGAGGUAGAAUUAAUGGAGAAAGAUGCCUCUUCCGUUUCAUCUGGGCAAAUUACUAAGGAGAAUCAAGCAACAAGUCCUAUUGAUAUUGAUAAUUCCAUCUUUAUCUCCUUUGCAUUAGUGGCAUCUUUAUCUUAUCAUCUUAGCUUCUUUGUAUUAGCGGCAUCUUUCUCAUUUUUCUUCUUCUUGUUUACUGAAGGUUCUUUUGAGCUAGAAAGCAAAAUUGUUUACACUGAUGUAGGAAUUCGAAUCAAAUUUAUCCAUGAAUCUGAAGAACUUAUGUUGGAUUCAUUUACUAAAUUAAUUGAACAAGCGAAAAAAAUUUGCGAGAUGAGUUCUAAUAAAAAGAUCAAAUUCUAUAUCGGGUACAAGAACAUGUUAGAAAACUUAAUGAAGAAAUUUGGAAGAGAUGUUUCUUCGAUAGGUUUUGGGUUGGUUGAUGAGAGAGAAGUUAUCAUUGUUACUUUAGAUAUGCAAAAGGGAUCAUUAUUACAAUUUUAUUUGCCGUCUGUGUUUGAGGGAUUUCCUGUAAUUAUUGAUCAUGGGACAAUUCAACCAUUUUAUCGAAAUUAUCAUGAAGAACUUAUGCCUGAUCCACCAGAUGCUUGUACGCUAGGAUUAUUAGCUAAACCAAAAUCGGAACCCGAAGGUAUCAAGAAUUAG